AUGCUAGCUUCGCCUGCCACGAUUGGGACCGUCGUCGAGGCUCUGAAGAGGCAUCGCGUGCCGAAGAUUGUUGUUGACCCCGUCAUGAUUGCGACCAGCGGCGCGGAGCUUCUCCCGAGAGAUGCCGUUGCUGAGCUGCUUGAGGGCUUGUUGAAGGUUACGACGGUUCUUACGCCAAACAUCCCUGAGGCCAAGUUGCUUCUGCAGGAUGCUGGGUUUGAGGGCGCCGAGGUUGCUUCCGUGGCGGAUCUGGAGGAGAUGGCGCGGAAGGUGAAGGGUCUUGGACCCGAGUGGGUGCUUGUCAAGGGCGGGCAUGCGCCGUUCAAGGCGGACUUCACCGUUGCGAAGACGGAGGAAGAGAAGGAGGUUGUUGUGGAUGUGUUGUAUGGCGAGGGAGGCUUCGUGAGGAUCGAGAGCCCGUAUCAAGCGUCGAAAGACACGCAUGGUACUGGCUGUUCGCUUGCAUCUGCUAUUGCGUCGGGCCUCGCAAAGGGGUUGAGCGUACCCGAAGCUGCGAGGGCUGGGGUGAGGGGACGGUUCAUCGAGUACAUGCUGGCAAGGCCUGAUGUCAAGGACGUAUGGUCAGAGUUUGUGUACCAUCCCUUCGUUAUGGCUAUGGGCGAUGGGACGCUACCUUUGGAGUCAUUCAAGAAGUAUCUUAUCCAGGAUUACCUCUAUCUGGUUCAUUUCGCCAGAGCCAACUCCUUGGCAUCUUACAAGGCGAAGAACAUUGCGGACAUCUCAGCAGGUGCCAGCAUUGUCAGCCAUAUCGCCCGCGAGAUGUCUCUGCACAUCGAUUACUGCAAGGGCUUCGGAAUCACAGUGCCCGAAAUUGAGGCCACCGAAGAGCACCAAGCAUGCACGGCUUACACCCGCUACGUCCUCGAUGUCGGACAAAGCGAGGACUGGAUCGCCCUACAGAUGGCCCUGGCUCCUUGUCUAUUGGGCUACGGUGCCGUGGCUAAACAGCUACACGGCGAUGUCAAGACAAAACGGGACGACAACACGUACUGGAAGUGGAUCGAGAACUAUGUGGCCGAUGACUACGUCCAGGCCGUGAAGACGGGCUCUGAGUUGAUUGAGAGACAUGCCGUUUUGCAAAGUCCUUCCAGCAUAGAACGUCUGAUCAAGAUAUUUAUUCAUGGAACCAAGAUGGAAAUCGGCUUCUGGGAAAUGUUCCCUUACCGAUGA
Colletotrichum chrysophilum is the source of this 1191-nucleotide messenger RNA. RefSeq lists its product as uncharacterized. The coding region runs from base 1 to 1191 and encodes 396 amino acids. Gene Ontology annotation, cellular component: cytosol. Gene Ontology annotation, biological process: thiamine biosynthetic process. The transcript is spliced from 5 exons. NCBI's taxonomy places the organism in Eukaryota, Fungi, Ascomycota, Sordariomycetes, Glomerellales, Glomerellaceae. The record is from RefSeq and is a predicted model, not a curated record. Gene Ontology annotation, molecular function: phosphomethylpyrimidine kinase activity; hydroxymethylpyrimidine kinase activity; thiaminase activity.